AUGUAUCCCAGCUACAUCAACAAUUCGUAUCCCAGCUACAUCAACAAUUCGUAUCCCAGCUACAUCAACAAUUCGUAUCCCAGCUACAUCAACAAUUCGUAUCCCAGCAACAUCAGCAGUUCAUAUCCCAGCUACAUCAACAAUUUGUAUCCCAGCCACAUCAACAAUUCGUAUCCCAGCUGCAUCAACAAUUCGUAUCCCAGCUACAUCAGCAGUUCAUAUCCCAGCUACAUCAACAAUUCGUUUCCCAGCUACAUCCACAAUUCGCAUCCCAGUCACAUCAACAAUUCGUAUCCCAGCUACAUCCACAAUUCGCAUCCCAGUCACAUGAACAGUUCAUAUCCCAGUCACAUCAACAAUUCGUAUCCCAGCUACAUCAACAGUUCAUAUCCCAGCUACAUCAACAAUUCGUAUCCCAGUCACAUCAACAAUUCGUAUCCCAGCUGCAUCAACAAUUCGUAUCCCAGCUACAUCAGCAGUUCAUAUCCCAGCUACAUCAACAAUUCGUUUCCCAGCUACAUCAACAAUUCGUAUCCCAGUCACAUCAACAAUUCGUAUCCCAGCUACAUCCACAAUUCGCAUCCCAGUCAAAUCAACAAUUCGUAUCCCAGUCACAUCAACAAUUCGUAUCCCAGCUACAUCAACAAUUCGUAUCCCAGUCACAUCAACAAUUCGUAUCCCAGUUACAUCAACAAUUCGUAUCCCAGCUACAUCCACAAUUCGUAUCCCAGUUACAUCAACAUCUCGUUAAAUUAUUUGGUCGGAGCCUUUCAGGCAACCCGAGUAUUUUUUUUCCUUUAG
Molecule: messenger RNA, 801 nt
Organism: Biomphalaria glabrata
Lineage: Eukaryota; Metazoa; Mollusca; Gastropoda; Planorbidae
Exons: 1
Coding region: 1-801 (266 amino acids)
Source: RefSeq, a predicted model, not a curated record